This is a messenger RNA of Chara braunii, 1250 nucleotides long. The record is from the annotation of a GenBank genome assembly. NCBI's taxonomy places the organism in Eukaryota, Viridiplantae, Streptophyta, Charophyceae, Charales, Characeae.
GCAAAACGAGAAUGAAUCUUCGCUUCUCGAUCUCGAGCCGACCGCUGAAGGGAGGACGUUCAAGAUGACGGCCGAGACGGCAGCUGAGGUCGCUAAAGAGCUGGAGGCACAGAAGCAUGAGGAGCCAACCGUCGAGGACGUAAAUGAUGAUGAUUCGGAUGACGAGGAAGAUGAUGACAACGUUCCCGACCUGGAAGAAGCCCAGCAUGAAGGGGAGGACGGUGUUGCAGGGCCCGGAAGGACUAAGCAAAGCCGAAGUGAGAAGAAGAGUCGGAAGGCAAUGCAGAAGUUGGGCAUGAAGCCUGUCCCGGGAGUUACCAGAGUAACGAUCAGGAAAAGCAAGAACAUUCUCUUUGUGAUCUCUAAGCCGGAUGUUUUUAAAAGCCCCAAUUCGGACACCUACGUCAUAUUUGGCGAGGCCAAGAUCGAGGACCUGACUUCGCAGGCGCAGUUCAAUGCUGCCGAGCAGUUCAAGGCUCCUGAUUUGGCCCAGGUGGAGCAGAAGAUGUCAGAAGCUCCUUCGGCAGCCGAUGCAGAGGAAGAGGAGGUUGACGAGACCGGCGUUGAGCCCAAGGAUGUUGAACUCGUCCAAACCCAGGCCGGUGUUUCUCGUGCUAAGGCUAUUCAGGCUCUGAAGAAUACGGGUGGAGGCAUUGUCAAUGCCAUCAUGGAGUUAACGACGUGAAGAAUCUCGUGUCUUACCACCGUAUAGCCUAGCUGAGAAGCGUGGUCAGCGGUGCUGCGUGCUGCAUUUUUGGGAUCUUGUCACUUGACCACGUUCUUAUUGCGGGAAAUAUAAAGACGAGUAGAGUUUUGCCACGGUUGUGAUUGCUUUGUCGUGGGAGGAUGUGUUGGCCGCGAGGUCAGAAGUCUUGCAGAGUUGUUGGGAAUGGUUUUGGGUGGAUCUGAUGUACAUAGACGAACGAAGGGAGGAAUGACAUGGGAGGGAGAGAGGGGUGAGGGGACUUCUGGGUGGGAGUGCUGCCGUCUCGCAUGAGUAGACCUGGGCUGGUAUGGGGGAUGAGGGAACAUGGAAUUGAAAUGGUACGGGGGAUGAGGGAACAUGGGGAAAUGGGGAAAGGAAGGAGAGGGGUACUACAAUUCUCAGAGGAGGGGUCUGCUAGGUAUAUCGGUGGUAUCUGGCGGCCAGGUUUAAGCUGAAGAGGCAGACCCCUCGUAACAAUCACGUCCACCCAAUGCCUGCUCAGUCAAUCCCCUGGGGGACAGGGUAAUCAAUGCUGGCAGGCCUC